This is a messenger RNA of Oldenlandia corymbosa var. corymbosa, 1974 nucleotides long. The record is from the annotation of a GenBank genome assembly. Lineage: Eukaryota; Viridiplantae; Streptophyta; Magnoliopsida; Gentianales; Rubiaceae.
AAGGAAAAUGGAAAAUAAUCUCUCUUGAUUUUCUGUUCGGGCCGUCAAAUAACCCGACGAGAUCCAGCCCGAAGGCAGGGUUUACUCAUCACUGCUUAGUACUAAAGUGUGAUGGAUCACCAAAACUAAACCUUUGAAUUUGAUUAUUCUGAAUCUUGAAGCAAACAUUUCAACAAACACCUGCAAUUCCCUUUGCGAGAACGAAAGAAGGAGGAAAAGAACCAUGGAAAAAAUGAAUGUGGCUCUUGAGAAGAUGAAAAUGCUGGUGGGAAUGGAAGCUGACGAGGAAUCACUAGCUGAACCUGAUGAUUCCUCUUCCUCUUUUGCUUUUGUAGAUGAUUUCAAUCGUAAUUGUACUUUAUCCACUAAGCAGAGAUUGUAUGGUUUUAUCAUAUGCUUGGUUUCUGGGAUAACUUGUACACUAUUGUCCAUGCUUGUUUUCUUCAAUCCAAUCAAAUUCGGAAUAACAUUCUCCUUGGGCAAUCUGCUGGCGCUUGGAAGCACAGCAUUUCUUAUUGGACCCAAACGGCAGAUGACAAUGAUGGUUGACCCUGUCCGGAUCUACGCAACUGCCAUAUAUCUUGCCAGCAUUAUCAUUUCUCUGUUUGCUGCAUUAUAUGUAAGGAACAAGUUGUUGACAUUUCUGGCUAUUUCAUUAGAGUUCGGAGCACUUAUCUGGUAUAGCUUGAGCUACAUCCCUUUUGCAAGGUCCAUGGUUUCCAAAGUCUUGGCUGCUUGCUUCGAUACAGAAUUUUAAAGUGAAUUGCAGGAGCUGGCUAGUGACCUACACAUGAAGACCAUCAACUGGAUUUCUGCCCAAAGCAAAUGGUGGAGACAGUGUUGUUGAGUUGCUAAUUGCAUUUUGGCACUUUGAAUUGUGAAGAUUGAUGACUUGGCGGUAUGAUGUUUCUGGAAGGAUUCUGCCAAGCUGGAUCAUAACAACCUUCCUGAUGUAUCAUUCUUCUGUGUGUGGUUUGAUGCUGGACCACUUGUCCACGUGCAACGGAUGCAGCCUCCUGAUUUUGAAUCACGUUUUGGCGGGAGAAUGAAGCUGCUUCUUCUGAUACUGAGACUGCUUCUUCUGAUGCUUCUGAUGAGUUCAAUACCCCCUCCUCAAGUUGAGCGUUCCACAGACUCAACUUGGACAGAAUAUAAGAAAAGGAAGCAACAGGUAAAGACUUGGUAAAGAUGUCGGCCAAUUCUUGUGAUGAACUGACAUGUUGUGGAAGAAUGAAACCAUCUUUGUACUUGUCUCUAACAACAUGGCAAUCGAUCUCAAUGUGUUUAGUCCUCUCAUGGAAGACCGGAUUGACCGUAAUGUCCAAAGCUGCUUUGCUGUCCCAAAAGAAAGGGAUUGGUAGCUGCAAUGGAACCUGAAAGUCUUGUAACAUGUAUGUGAUCCACUGCAACUCUCUUACAGUUGAAGCCAUAGCUUUGUACUCAGCUUCAGCUGAGGAACAUGAGAUGGUGGAUUGUUUUUUUGCUUUCCAAGAUACCAAACUUGUUCCAAAGAACACACAGGAUCCAGUGAUGGAAUGUUUAGAUGUACGACAUUAUCCCCAAUCAGCAUCAUUGUAGGCUGUGACGAGGAACAUUGUUACUGGCAUAGAAUAAUCCCCUUGAAAUACUUCCAGAAAGGUACCUCAAUACAUGAACUGCUGCAUUCCAGUGAGAAUCAUGAGGUUUGUGUACAAAUUGGCUUAACUGCUGCACUGCAUAGGUAAGAUCAGGCCAGCUAUAGUUUAAGUACAAUAGUUUGCCAACCAGUCUUCUAUACUUCUCAGGAUUGUGAUAGAGAGGAGUUUCAUCCUUGUCUUCUUCAGAAAUAAACUUAAAACCACCAGGAAAUGGAGUAGAAGCUGCAGUACAAUCCAACAUGCCUGUUUCUUGUAGAAGAUCAGAAGUGUAUUUCUUUUGACUGAUAUAUAUACUAGCAGAAGAUCUUGCAAUUUCCAUUCCCAAGAUAUACCUUGC